Messenger RNA from Acomys russatus (golden spiny mouse), 608 nucleotides. RefSeq names its product baculoviral IAP repeat containing 5 (gene Birc5). The transcript is spliced from 4 exons. The coding region runs from base 112 to 540 and encodes 142 amino acids. The record is from RefSeq and is a predicted model, not a curated record. NCBI's taxonomy places the organism in Eukaryota, Metazoa, Chordata, Mammalia, Rodentia, Muridae.
GGGCGAGAAAAAGGAGGCGGGGCGCUCCCGGCAUGCUCCGCGGCACUCCACCGCCCGCCUGUUUUGAAUCGCACUCUCCGUGGUAUUGGCGGGGGUUGUGACGGCAGCGUUAUGGGGGCUCCGGUGCUGCCCCCGGCCUGGCAGCUGUAUCUCCUGGACCACCGCAUCUCCACCUACAAGAAGUGGCCCUUCCAGGAGGGCUGCUCCUGCACCCCAGAGCUGAUGGCGGAGGCUGGCUUCAUCCAUUGCCCUACGGAGAAUGAGCCUGACUUGGCCCAGUGUUUUUUCUGCUUUAAGGAGUUGGAAGGCUGGGAACCAGAUGACAGCCCGAUGGAGGAGCAUAGAAAGCACUCGCCUGGGUGUGCCUUCCUUGCUGUCAAGAAGAAGAUCGAAGAACUGACCCUCAGUGAAUUUCUGAAACUGGACAAAGAAAGAGCCAAGAACAAAAUUGCAAAAGAGAGCAACAGCAAGCUGAAAGAAUUUGAAGAAACUUCGAAGACCAUCCGCCACUCCAUUGAACGGAUGGCUGCCCUGCUGUGAGCCUUUGCUGGGGCAACUGGCCCUGAGUGAUGUGCCACAUCUCGCCACCUGUGCCAGCUCUCUCGGCC